Pseudovirgaria hyperparasitica is the source of this 1892-nucleotide messenger RNA. RefSeq lists its product as uncharacterized. Lineage: Eukaryota; Fungi; Ascomycota; Dothideomycetes; Acrospermales; Acrospermaceae. The record is from RefSeq and is a predicted model, not a curated record. Bases 217 to 1530 code for a protein of 437 amino acids. The transcript is spliced from 2 exons.
CCAUAAUAAUUCUAUCUACAGACUUAGCACGCUUUCUCACUUUCUCGCACGCGCUCGCUGUCAGAGGACUAAAGAAAGCCGUCUUGCUAUCAGUAUACGAAGCUACAUUCCGCCAACGACCGUUUCUGAGGUCGAGGUAGACUCAUUUUACAGCUGAGCUCCGGCUCCAGCGACGCUUACGCCUCACACAACUGCGACAAUCGUUACAUCCACAUCAUGGCGCCUCUAACAACGUCAACCAUUGCCGACGUCUACGAUGGCCUCUCGCCCAUGGCCGUCCAUGCUUUGCAUCGGAGAGCUGAAGAGGUCAUUCAACAUGGUCAAGGCGCUGCGCCUCCACGCUCCUUCAACAACCAAGGCUUCCUAGCUCUGUUCGCUAUCAUAGGCGGUGGCAUGGUCAUAGCAGCCAUCUGGUUCUUCUUCUGGGCCAAGAACGGCGGGUUCAAGUUCCAGGAAGGAGACUGGGAAGAGUACAAGUCGACUGUGCUGCGACGCAAGGGUCCGGAUGGCAGGACUCUGAGUAACGCGACGAAGAGCACCAAGCUCGGCGGUGGCAGUGUUGUCCACGGCGGCGGAGACUAUGGCCAGAGCGAAUACACCGAGUCGUCCGGAUACACGGAAAAGAGCGAGAUGAGGGAGCCCGACCGCGGUCACGGCAUUCGAGGUGGCGGAGGACAGCACUCCAGUCGUUACAGCAACCGCAAGCCGCGAGACCCUGAGCUGGCAGAGUACCGCCACGAGAAGCCUGCGCGUGUGGGAGGCCUGAACCGCCAGAACGACGGCGUACACUUUGAUUACUCCAACACCGGCUCCGAUCUGUCACAGACUCCGCUCGUCAAAGGCAAAGACAAGGACAGCAGCAAGACCCGCGCCCAGAAAGAAAAGGAACGCAAGGCAAACGCAAAGGCCGCCCAGAAACACCUCAAAGCCGCCCAGAAGGAAGCCGCCGCGCAAGAGAAGAAGGCCAAGGCCGAGGCCAAAGCCGCCGAGAAGAGGCAAGCACAGAAGAAGAAGGACGCCGCCAAAGACAAAGACAACAAGCCUCCAAAGCCCUCGUCGUCCGGCCAAGCCUCGAGCUCGAAACCUCGCGCCCCGCCGACCGAGUACACCUACGACGACACCGCCACCGUAUACACGAGCCCCUACACCGACUACGUGCCUCCUUCGCAGCCGUCGUCGACGUCGCAGGGCUCGCAACCAUCGCAGCGCAGCCAGCCAUCCUCCUACUACGACUCAUACCGCCCGCACAACACCACCCGCUCGACAAACACCCCUCCCCGCACCCACUCCCAGUCGCCCCGCAAGCCUCGCCGCGUCUUCUCCGAGCGCGACUGGGCUACCGGGGUCAGCUCAGACUCCGGCACCAAGGCCUACCCGCACUACAUUCCUGGGCUGAGCUCGGCAGGCAGUGUCGCGGUCGAGGACAGCGUCAGCCAAGCGGGCGCCCGUAGGGAGAGAGAUCGCCGUGGCGGCGGAAAUGGGUAUCGACGCGGCGGUGGACGGAGGGAUAGUCUGGAUGGUGAUGACUAGGGGGAGGGAUGUUGGUUGGUGUGUGUGGAUGGAUGGAGAAUGGAGAAUGGAGGAUGGAGGAAUGAAGGAAUGAAGCGCGGCAUUUGAGCUUUUUACUGUAGAUUAACAGGAUGGAUGGAUGGAUGGAUGGAUGGGAAACAUGAUGAUUGGGUGUUCUGGUUCUUUGACGACUAUGAGCGAUUGUUUCGGUCGGGGAACGGGCGUUAUUGCUUUGUCUGCGUGCGGAGCUGGGUUGGCAGGAUGACGACGGGAUGGGCACAUCCACCUGCUGGUCGAGACGACAUGACACACACUGUAUGUAUGUAGAACAAAACAUGAAUGAAAGGAAGAAAGCACAAAUGCAAUGCAAUGUCAGCUAGCCA